AUGGCCAAAAAUAGCAUCAUUCGUGAACAACUGUGGGUAACACUAAGAGACUUUGGCAUACCGAUAAAUUAAUGAAACUAAUUCAGAUGUGUAAUGAACAAAUUUAUUGCAGGCUACGUUUCUUAGAAGAAUUAUCAUCAAUAUUUGAAUGCAAGAAGGGCCUGAGACAGGGUGACACACUGUCCCUAGUGCUGUUAAAUCUAGCUCUGAAAAAGGUGGUGAGAGAUAUACCAAACCUCAAAGAAAUGGAAUUAAUAAGCCCCUAUACCUUGUUCGCCUAUGCAGAUGAUAUUAUUUUAUUAGGAGAGUCCAGAAAUGAUGUUGAGGAGAAUGUAAGAAAGUUAAUAAAAUCUAGCUGCAAUAUUGGGCUAGUGAUAAACGAAAACAAGACAAAAUAUAUGGUGAUGAAUAGGAACGCAACUGUAAAGGAUAAUCUACACAUUGAAAGACUUACUUUCGAGCAAGUAGGGUACUUCAAGUACUUGGGAGUUAACAUAAACGAAAAGAACAAUAUGAAAUUAGGAUGA
This is a messenger RNA of Cinara cedri, 527 nucleotides long. Lineage: Eukaryota; Metazoa; Arthropoda; Insecta; Hemiptera; Aphididae. The record is from the annotation of a GenBank genome assembly.